AUUUAUAUAAAGAGAGAUGUCUAAUUAAGUGAAUUUUGGAGAAGGGAAGAUAAAUGAGAAUUAUCCUUCAGCUAUAAAGACAAUGUUAGAAUAGGGUAAAGAUCCUAAGGAUUUAUUAAUUUAAUAUUGCAGACCAUAAUGUAAAUGGUAUGAUGACAAAUAUGACAGAUGUGUUAAAGCAUUUUUAUCAUUAAAAAAUGCAGAUCCUGAAAAGAAUUGCGUACAUGAUUGAUUAAUAAUUGUGAAAUAGAUGUAUCCUUAUAGAGAUUUAGUGACUUGCGUUGAAGCUUGUGUGUAACCAAAAAUUUAGCAUGCCCUUAGAGGAAAUGAAAAUGGUUUCAUAUUUCAUUGAUUUAAGAUGAGCUAAAUAUAUACAGAUUAAAUUACCC
This is a messenger RNA of Paramecium sonneborni, 389 nucleotides long. Lineage: Eukaryota; Ciliophora; Oligohymenophorea; Peniculida; Parameciidae. The record is from the annotation of a GenBank genome assembly.